This is a messenger RNA of Hippocampus comes (tiger tail seahorse), 3191 nucleotides long. RefSeq names its product SH2B adaptor protein 2 (gene sh2b2). The record is from RefSeq and is a predicted model, not a curated record. Gene Ontology annotation, biological process: intracellular signal transduction; antigen receptor-mediated signaling pathway. Gene Ontology annotation, molecular function: transmembrane receptor protein tyrosine kinase adaptor activity. Bases 350 to 2227 code for a protein of 625 amino acids. Gene Ontology annotation, cellular component: plasma membrane. NCBI's taxonomy places the organism in Eukaryota, Metazoa, Chordata, Actinopteri, Syngnathiformes, Syngnathidae. The transcript has 8 exons.
UCAUUUGAGGUAAGCGAAGUGGACGCGACUGACAGUUUUACGCUGGAAGCGCCAAACCGGAAGUGUUUUGUCAUCCUCCAGCUACCUUGUCUGGCAGACACCGACAUUCAGCGUCAGCCACUCACAGCCAAGCUGCCUCACAGUGCGACGCACGCAAGGAUGGAGGACGUGCUCGUCGGGCCGUGAAGAAAGCGUAUCCCCGCGGAGUGGAAAGACGUCGGGUGACCAAUGAGCACGUUCGAGCACGAAUAAGAGGACCUCUCGAAGCCGCAUUGUGUCCGCCAGUCGUCGUCGUCAUGACACCCGUCCCGCACUGAGCCUCUCCUCAGUGGGUUGGCAUGGCCCAGUGAUGAACGGAGCCUCGGUGCCCGGUAGCCCGGAGCUCUCCUCCUCAUGCCCACUGCCUGACUGGCGAGAGUUCUGCGAACUCCACGCGCGAGCCUCCGCCGCAGACUUCGCCGACAAGUUCCAGCGCUUUCUGUCAGAGAACCCGUGCUACGAUUCGCCAGGCGCCGACGCCAGCUUCUCUCAACACUUUACCCAACACUUUUUGGAGUGCUUCUCGGCGGCUUUGAGCCAGGCACGGGAGAACCAGGCAUCCUCCCUGGGGGAGGACGGCUUCAACGUCGCACCCAAGUACAGCAUCGUUCCUUUCCUGGGGAUCCAAGGCUGCCCUUUGUCCUAUAGCCACGAGCUCUACCAGAGACGCAAGGACGCCGGCGCUUCCAGCGAAUCCCUGGACAGCAUGGACAGCGGAGGGGGCGGCAUUGAACGCGGAGGAGGCGGCGCUACGGCCGGCGCCCCCGGACCGCAGCCCGCGCACAAGGUGUCCGCCCUGGGUCAGUCCCGCAGUUCGGAAGACGUGUCAGUGAGCCACCCCAAAGCGCGCUUCAAGAAGGGCUUCUCGCUGAGGAACAUGAGCCUGUGCGUGGUGGACGGGGUCAAGGAGAUGUGGCAUCGCCGUGCUUCCCCAGAGCCUGACGGUCCCUCCACGGCCAGAAAGUCGAACGGCAGUGGAGCUGCUGGAGGGGAGAUCACGGCAGCAGUAGGGGGAGAGAAGUGGUCUCAAAAGCUACGACUACCAAGAGGCUGCCAGGGCCACAAGGCCGAGAUGCUCGAGAUCCAGAGGGAAGGGGCGCUUCGGUACAUGGUGGCCGAUGACACCAACUGCAUGGGCGCUGCACAGUGGCAGAAGUGCCGCCUGCUCUUAAGGAAGAGCAAGAGGGACGAAGGCGCUGACAGGUUCCUGCUUGAGUUCUACGUCCCGCCCAAGUCUUCAAAAGCGAAGGUGAGCAUCCCUCUGGCAGCCAUUGUGGAGGUGAGGACCACCAUGCCCCUGGAGAUGCCUGACAAAGACAAUACGUUUGUCUUAAAGGUGGAGAACGGAGGAGAAUAUAUCCUGGAAACUAUCGACUCGCUGCAGAAAAACUCCUGGGUUGCUGACAUCCAGGACUGCAUAGACCCCGGGGACAGCGGCGACGACAUUGAGCUGGCGUCGUGUCCCCACGGUCAGGCUUCAUCCAAAGACUGCUCCAUGGUGACCUCCUGCAGCUGCGAGCUGCUUUCUGAGGGUGUGUACCGAGCUCCGGAGAGGUUAUGCGCCGCAGCGGCAGAGCAUUACAGUGCUCCCUCAGUGCGUUGCAGGGAACCCCCCUUCACCCAGCAUCCAUCCCACAUGCCUUUAGAGCGCUUCCUGCAGUCCCCAGAGGCCCAGGGCUCCAACGCUCCAACAGGCAAUCAUUUCUACACUUCCAUGAUCAUGAUGACCAAAAUCCCGUUUGCGGCUCGGUGGGUGCUGGCGGGCGGAGCCAGGAGCCACGGGCUGUUUGUGAUCCGCCAAAGUGAGACGCGGCCCGGCGAGUACGUCCUCACCUUCAACUUCCAGGGCAAAGCCAAGGUAAGAAAAACAGAUGUGAACGUGCCUCCGCUCGUCACCCCUCCCAGGGGAGACGCAAGCUGCCGCCCGGACUCCGCCCCCCACCCUCCCGGGAUCUCGCCCUCUUCCGGGACCACCGCCGACGCACCCCUCUCCUCAAGUACCUCCUCCUCACCCACCGCCCUGCCCUCCCUCUCCCGCAGCGACCCGGGCACCGGCGGAGGCUUACAGAGCCGCAGCAACAGUUCGGAGCGCCUGCUGGAGGCCUCGGGCACCGCGUCCGAGGACUACCACGACGCUGACGGGACCCGACGGGCCCGAGCCGUGGAGAACCAGUACUCUUUCUACUGAGUGACCCCCGGGUCAACGACCACGAAAACGCUCCAAAUCCGCCGCUCUGUUUGUUUGUGUUUCAACAGCAAUUUCCUGUUUCUCUUGAUUUGAGAAGGGGCGGCUUUUCCGUCGGGUUGUGCAGCUGCGCUUCGUUUCGUCAAAGCGUAAUGAGGCAUGACAAAGGGCUACGCUUAGACGACACUCGCAGAGGGGCCUGCAUGAAGGAAAUAAAAGCGGCGAGGAUGUGUGUAGGCAGAAAGAGCAACAGGAAGUCAUCCCGCUCCACUCAUAUGGCUUUGAUUCAACUCAUCUGACCGCUUCCUUCUUGAGAUCCGACUGAAACGAGCCCACGUAGCAAGGCUCCGGUCCAUGUUUGCAAAGCUGCUUCGAGUGCAUCCGGGUUAUAUACCGCAUUUCCCCUGAGGAGUCUCAGCUCUGAGCCUGCCGCACAUAUGAGAUAGAGUUGGAAGACGAAAGAGGUGUCAUGGAGGGCCUAUUUAUGCUGCAUUCAUAUUCUAAAAACGGUUGGGUGAAAAAAUAACCCAAUUACGGGUCACAGAGGGACUGACUGCUACUUGGGUCAAUUUGACUCAAAUUGACUCUUUUUUUUUGUACAAAAUAAUGACAUGUUUGGUGUUUUGUGCAAAAAAAAUAAAUAAUUGUGAUCGGUCCCUUUGUCACCCGUAAUUGGGUUAUUUCUGACCCAAGUACUUGUGGGAAAUUGGACAUUUUGAACUGGAGGUUUUUUUUUGUUUUUUUUUUGACAACGCAAGCUACACAAAUAUCAAUUUUUGACAUUUUAAUUGUUUUUUUUUUCUUAAGUGUGAGGCCCCACAAAUAAUGCGGACAAAAAUCAGCAUUCGUGUUUUAUGGGGAGCACUUUGGAGGAGUGAUGAGCACAUCUUCCACACAGUUCGGAAGUUCAGGGUGCCAACAUUUUUAUAGGAUGCUUUUUUUUGUUACAAAGUACAGUACUGAGUAA